CCCAAACCUUGAAGCUACAACAUACUUAUACACUUCCCAUCUAGCAAAAUCAUCAGCCAGCUCCAAGUCAAUCAAAGAAGUCCAGUGAUUCAGAAACUUUGUCAGAAUAAGAAUGGCAGCAACCAAGUCCAUGGCCGUUUCUAUCGCGUUGCUUCUAGCCAUGUGGGCAGUUGUGACUGAGACUAGAGAAAUCCACGAAAGGAAGGACUUGGGUGUGGAUCUUGGCGGGAUUGGGGUCGGAGUCGGGGCGGGUGUGGGUGUGGGCCUGGGCGGUGGUGGGUCGGGGUCUGGAGCUGGGGCUGGCUCGGGCUCUGGUAGUGGUGGUGGGUUCAGUUCGAGCUCGAGCUCUUCCUCGUCCUCGUCUAGCAGGAGCUCUGGGUCGGGUCGGUCAUCUGCAGGGUCUGAAGCUGGAUCGUAUGCUGGAUCUCGAUCCGGGUCUGGGAGAUCGUCCGCAGGUUCUGAAGCUGGAUCCUCUGCCGCUUCACGAGCUGAGUCUGAUGGACGUGGAGGAGGGCGUGGACGUGGAUCGGGCCGUGGAGAAGGGUAUGGUAGGGGCGAGGGGUCCGGAGAAGGCGAUGAGAACUAAAUAUUUGAACCAACAUCUUCUCCAAUCUAAGAAAAAUUGAAACUAUUGUAUGAUGAUAUUUUGUUUUAGUUGGUAAUCAAGUAUGAUAGUGUCUACAAAAUAAAUUUGGUCAUGUGGGUAUGUGCCAUAGGUUGGUAUUUAGCAUAUCAAUUCUCCAUGGUCAUUGAUAGUUGUGUAACUUGCCAUCUAUGUGGCACUAUAGUCACUACAAGAUGUAUGCCUUAUAUAAUUGAAUACUAUGUAGUCAAAGUUGAUACUAAUUGGUGUGCUAUCCAAUUUUAGAUUAUGAAUUUUUAAUAAAUAAAUAUUAUGAUAUAAUCCCAAAAAAAAAAACGUUUAUCAUAGCUUUCGUCGAAACUAAUCCAAAGAAAAGGACAACUAAAACUGAAAAUAAGGAUUCAAGUUCAAUCCUAUCCCAAGUUUAAUUAGCAAAAUAAAUCUACCCACCAACAAUCAUACCUAGAUAAAUUAGUAAACCUAGCAUGCUCAAUUCCCUUCUCCAAUUGCAUUAUCAUAUAUUUAGCUAAUUUUCUCAAUAGCAUCCAAUGAAUUACUCACUAUGCUAAUUUAUAAGUUUUAGAAAAUGAUAAUACAUAAGCCCAAAUAAGUUACAUAUCCUCCCAAACUUGGAAAUAUAAGAGGAGCAAUGUAGGUUUACUAUGUGAUUCGUUAGGGUGCCAAUUAAGAUCUCAAUCCCAUAAUUGCAAAAAAAAAAUCCUUCAAAACUACCAUAUCUUCAGAGAUAUAAUUCAGGUAUUGUUUGCUUGUGGGAUUUGGGUGAUGGAUUUUUGUAUCCAAAUCUCAAGCAUCAAGGACUUGGCACAAAAUCCAUUGUUUGUUAAAGGACACAAAUCCGUUGGGGUCUCGGAUUUGGACCCCUUUUUUUAGAUCCAAACCCGUGAGCAGAUUUGCAAAUCAUACAUUUCAUUUGGGGAUUUGAUAAUUGAAGGCAAAGUUGUUUGACAAAUUCAUCAUAAAUCCAUGAUAAAAAUUAACUAAACAAACAAUGUACUCUUCCAAUCCAUAAUGUAAGAAAUCCAUAAUAAAUUCAAAAGUUUUAA
Molecule: messenger RNA, 1647 nt
Organism: Linum trigynum
Lineage: Eukaryota; Viridiplantae; Streptophyta; Magnoliopsida; Malpighiales; Linaceae
Source: the annotation of a GenBank genome assembly